Messenger RNA from Peronospora matthiolae, 744 nucleotides. The record is from the annotation of a GenBank genome assembly. Lineage: Eukaryota; Oomycota; Peronosporomycetes; Peronosporales; Peronosporaceae.
AUGAAUAUGUUGGAUGAUGAAGAUGACCGAAGCUUUCACGCUACGUGUGACGGCUACUCCCAUUUGAGCAAUGUCGAAUGGGAUGCGGUUGAACGGAUGGGUUCAACCAUGGGAAUCCAUGCUGUUAGCGUCAUGCUAGAGGCUCUCAAUAGAGAUGCCCAACAUGCUACUAUCGCCAAGUUCAUUCAAAAUGAACUUGACGCAGAACGCGAGAAAGUAGCCUUGCUUCACCAACAAGGUUCUCAACAAGCAGAGUUGUUGAGAGAACAGGGUGCUCAACAGUCUGAACUGUUGAGACAGCAGCAGACUGCUGCUGGCGGGUCGAUGCACUCGCGUCGACCCGAGACUUUGAAGAUUGACAUCUCCAAGUAUAGGGGAGUCGAAGAAAACUCCCUCUUGAGAUGGUUCGUCGAAUUAGACGACGCCAUAAGGGCGCGUCGCAUCGACGACGGGGAUAUGCAAGUUGCAUUUGUUCAGUCAAAUCUGGCAGGACGUGCGAAGACAUGGGCACUGGGGCUCAAGUUGCACGACCCAUAUGCGUUUGGGUCGUUGGAAGUCUUCAAGUCGCGGCUCAGACAAACGUUUGAACCGCCUAGAGCUGAGUUCAGGGCUCGAACCGAACUCUUGAAGCUCAAACAGGGUAAGCGUGAUGUGCACGCUUACGCGCAAUAUAUACGACAUCUUACGAGUUGUAUAAGUUCCAAUCCGGUGGAUGAACACACGUUGGUUUCAGUGUUCAUGUAG